AUGUUAUGGCAGCCGACAGCGAUAGGAAUUGACAGCAAGGGGGAGGGGGAGGGGAGGGGAUGGGACUUGAAAGAACUGCCGUCAUCCGAGAGCUUCACCGACGGAGAUCUCCUGCGUCCCAUCUUUUGGAAACCCCAUCUUCUGGUACCCAGCAACGGCCGUUUCAAGUAUAUGAUGGAUAUGAUGGAUGAUGAUGGAAGAAUAAUGAGCGAGAAGAGAGAAAGCGAGAAAGGGGGGCUAAGGGAGAAACGGAAGAGCAGCCUGGAGAAAAGUGGCUGUCGAGUAAGUAAGUAUGAUGUGACCGUGGGCCAUACCCUUGUCCAUGCUCAUGUCCAUCACCAGCAGCAGCAAACAAACAGCGGGAAAAAAAGAACAGCCAGAGCAGCCAUUAUUAUUGGAGACAAGAAUGUCAUGCUUGAGCGGAGCUUUGGUCGACUAAAAAAAUAA
Molecule: messenger RNA, 447 nt
Organism: Trichophyton benhamiae CBS 112371
Lineage: Eukaryota; Fungi; Ascomycota; Eurotiomycetes; Onygenales; Arthrodermataceae
Exons: 2
Coding region: 1-447 (148 amino acids)
Source: RefSeq, a predicted model, not a curated record